Messenger RNA from Beta vulgaris subsp. vulgaris (sugar beet), 3561 nucleotides. RefSeq names its product pentatricopeptide repeat-containing protein At1g09190. Gene Ontology annotation, molecular function: protein binding; RNA binding. The transcript is spliced from 3 exons. The coding region runs from base 183 to 1643 and encodes 486 amino acids. The record is from RefSeq and is a predicted model, not a curated record. Lineage: Eukaryota; Viridiplantae; Streptophyta; Magnoliopsida; Caryophyllales; Amaranthaceae. Gene Ontology annotation, biological process: RNA modification.
UUUUUUCUAAUAUUUUGCUUUUGGCAAUAGUUUGUAAGCGUAAAAAAGGAAAAAAAUUGGGGCUUUCCGAAUAAACCACUUUUUAAACGACAGUUGGGUUCACUUCUGUUGGCGCCAACCAGAUAAAACUUCUCUGAGUCAUUUCAUCGAACACAUAGUGAGCACAUAGCAAACGCACAGAAAUGAACAGAGGGAGCAGAGAAAUCGAACGAAAAAUCCUCCGCCAUCUCCAUGAUCGAAGAAACCGAAAACAUCUCAUCGAAAUUCACGCCCAUUUUCUCCGCCAUGAACUCCACCAAUCAAAUCAAGUUCUCUCUCAUUUCGUCUCCGUUUGUAGGUCCCACGGAAAAAUACGGUAUGCUGAGCUUGUAUUUCAGCAAGCCCAAUUUCCUGAUCUUAUCCUUUUUAAUUCCAUGAUUAAGGGUUAUUCUGUUUCUGGGCCUUUUCAGAAAUCAUUAUCUUUAUUUUCCCUUAUGAAAAAUAGUGGGGUUUUACCCAAUGAAUUUACAUUUGCGCCUUUAAUUAAGUCUUGUUGUAAUAUCUGUGAUUCAAGGGUUGGAAAAUGUGUUCAUAGCGAAACGAUAAAGGUGGGGCUUGAGCGUUGUAGUUCUUUGAGAAUUGGGAUUGUGGAGUUUUAUGCGAGUUGUGAGAAGAUGGAGGAUGCAAAGAAGGUGUUUGAUGAAAUGUCUCACAAAGAUGUGAUAGUAUGGAAUUUGAUGAUUCGUGGGUUUUGCAAGAAGGGAGAUGUUGAUAUGGGUUUGAUUUUGUUUAGGCAGAUGAGAGAAAGGAGCAUUGUGUCGUGGAAUUCGAUGAUAGCUUCGUUGGCAAAGUGUGGGAGGGAUAGGGAGGCCUUGGAACUGUUUAAUCAAAUGCAAAUUGAUGGUUGUUUUGAGCCAGAUGAGGCUACUGUGGUCACUGUGCUACCUGUAUGUGGUCGUAUGGGUGCUUUUGAUGUUGGGAAUCGUCUGCACUCAUAUACUCAAUCUAGUGGACUUUUUAGAGAUUUCAUCACAGUGGGUAACUCAAUAGUGAAUUUCUAUUGCAAAUGUGGAGAUUUGGAAACGGCUCACCAAGUCUUCAGUGAAAUGCCUAGGAAAAAUGUGAUUUCCUGGAACACCCUGAUCUCAGGUCUUGCUUUUAAUGGGAAAGGUGAGCUUGGGGUUGAUUUGUUUGAAGAAAUGCUAAGUAGAGGUACAAAGCCUAACGAUUCAAGCUAUGUAGGGGUUUUAACCUGUUGUGUCCAUGCAGGGUUGUUACAGAAAGGUCGGCACUUUUUUUCAUCGAUGAUGGCCCAACACAAAAUUCUUCCCAAGCUUGAGCAUUAUGGAUGUAUGGUAGACCUACUUGGCCGAAGUGGAUGUCUGAGUGAGGCAUAUGACCUGGUAAAAGAUAUGCCUAUGAGGCCAAAUGCGGUGUUGUGGGGUUCCCUGCUUAGUGCUUCACGGAAUAUUGGUGAUGUUCAACUUGCAGAACAUGCUCUUAAAGAGCUAAUCCAUCUCGAGCCAUGGAAUUCUGGUAACUACGUACAAUUAUCCAAUAUCUAUGCAGAAGAAGGAAGAUGGAGUGAAGUUGAUAAGUUAAGAGAAUUAAUGAAGGGAAGAAGUGUCAGAAAGUCCAUUGGGCUCAGCUUGGUUAGAUUAUGAUCAACAGUCUAGUUUGGUAGUGGAGCCUCAGGCAUCAGGCAUGUUUGUCUAUGGCGUAAGAAGUUGCUUGGGGAGAACGUAUCAUUCAAUCAUCAGACAUGAGGAUAUUCAUUGGGCUGGUUUUCUCAAUUGAAUUACGCAGCUGAUAGACUUAGCAUCUUAGGGGGACGAAUAUAGACCUGAGGAUCUUGGUAUUUUUUCUGGGGAGACCCACCAACUUCUUCAAGGGAGUUACAAUUUGAUGAUUAGGCUCUUUAUUAUAGCUCAAGUAUCUGCAUUAUAUACUUCUCUCUCCGAAUGGGUAUGGACACUUUGACACUUCAAUCUUCCUAAAACAAGAAAGUUCAACACUUUACUACUUAUAUACACAUAUAUAACGAAAUGUACUUUCUUGUCCCCACGUCAUAUUUUAACUUCUGUGAGAAGAUGUGAUUUAUGAAUAUUAGAACAUAAUAAAGAACUUUUGUUUGCAUUGCAUGGAGACUAUAGCUUUGCCCCUUCUAUCAUAUUGGAGUUGCAACUCUAAACUUGCUCUGUGGGGGAUUGAAGGGGUCAGGGAGCAGGAGUUGAAGCACAAUGUCUUUUUUGGGAUUCUGUAAUUCAAUCAUGAGUCACGAGAAGGGGAUAAGCUAUUUGGUAGGUGCCACGUUAUCGUGUGGUCUGCUUUCGGUGAGAGUUACCUGCUUUGUUGAAAUUCAGAGAAAUUGGGUUGCUCAAUGUUCUCUUCAGGAUUUAUAAUCUGUUAAAAAUAUAUUAUCUUUAAUUUGGCAAGUGUUUGGUGAGCAUCAUUAAUCUCGUCGAGUUAAUAUCACUAUUAACACAAAGUUCUCAUUGUAGUAAAUAUUACUAUUAUAUUACACAUGGUGGGCAAUAUGGCUUGAUGCUCAAAGUAUGUAUAUGUUCAUGGAGGCUUCUCUCAUUCAUUUAGUUGCAAAUAUAAAGAAGCCAACCUAUUCAAGUCUUAAUAUUUCUAAUUAAUUGUUGACCUCUUGUCAGACAGGACAUCAUAGAGCUUCUCUGAUCAUGAGAAUUAGCAUUGAAGAAAUGAAAAUUAAGGUGAACAAGUUGUUUGGUGGAGGAGGUAGACUUGCGCUGCUCCAUUCUUCUUGCAAAUAGCCUUGCAUGUAUUCUUCUACAUUGAAGUUGGCUGCACAAAAUAUUCCAAGACACCACAAAUCAUGAUUUCACUUCUUAUACUGUGAGGAAAGGGAAUGUAAGCUUUGUACCUCUUCUAUGCGUAUGGCCACAAGCUGCUUGAAGUGUUGAUCGUAUGUCAUUAAUUGUGGCCUUGUUGUAGAAUACAAAGGUGGAUAGAGAAUGCUCAACACAGUCAAGGACGAAGUGUGUUUCUGCCAAACAAGGACCAUAGCAGAACUGAUCUGUUGCAGCAGGAGGUAUGUUGAGAAGUGACGACGAGAACAGCAUAAACAAGCGCACAUCUUUCCAUUACAGAAGGUCUCGAGGAACGGAAUGUGAAGCAUACAAGACCGAGGGACUUCCUUCAGAUAGAUUUUAACAAGCAAUGUAUCUUAAGUGGAAGUAUCUUGACAUGGGCAAUAUGCCAAUUUAUAAGAAGUGAAACAUCUGAGCUGUUUUUGUCAUUGCAUUUGGUCAAAAACUAUUGGUUUAUAGUAUUACUUCUAGUUACCAUCUGUUUUUUUCUGCAGUCAUGUUUUCUGGUAGGAAAAAAUAAUCAAUUUAUGAGCUCCAUUUUCUUAACUGACAAUGGAAAAAAAAACUGAAUCUCCCCAUAAAUAGUAAGUACUUGUGUAAGAAUGUAUACUUGUAUUAGUGGGGAGUAUUAAUUUUAUUGUGUUUGUAAGUUUGAUGUUGUAGUUGAGAACAUACAAACAAAAGAAAGAAGGCAGUUAGACUAACCCAACUACUUUAUUUUAAAUCUUACUACCUGUUUGUUUGA